CCUAUGCUUCGACUCACUUCAAAUCGACCGAUGAAUUCUGUCUGAGUUCAAAAGGAGUGAUUCGGUUAGGUUCGGGUCGUUGCGUCUACUUGCGCUCCAUGGUCAAGUUGGCUGAAGUUGUCGAGUAGCUAAGCUAAGUUAGCUAAUGUUUUUCUUUCGCCGGGAGCAGGAAAUUGACGAUUGAAGAAAAGUACUUGUUUCUUUUUCUGUGAGCCAAACUGUUUUUUAAGUUUCGCAGGUGCUGUGGUCCAGGUCAGGAGGUCAUGGACCAAGUCCGCAGGAUCCUCGUCCACGUUUGUCGGGACAGAUCUUCACCCCAACGAGUCAACUUUGUCCAGAGUGUCACCGGUUACUUCAGCCGUGAUGGUGAAGAUGAGGUGGACGUCAGCUGCUCUCUGGAGAAAAACCAGUUCUUCAUUCACAGAGGGGAAGGACCCAGGGUCCCACUGAAGAGACCCGCCUUUUGCCCCAUCAAGCACCUGUCAGUCACUGAUGCUGCCAUGCUGCCACAAGACGUGCAGCAGCAGGGAGUGGACGUGGGCGUGAGCGUCAUCCUGCAGUCGGCCAAUUACAAAGUGCUCCUGACCCGGCGACCGGCGCACCUGCGGAUCUUCCCCAACAACUGGGUUCCUCCUGGAGGCCACGUAGAGCCGGACGAGACGCUGCUGGAGGCCGGACUGCGGGAGCUGCAGGAGGAGACUGGGCUGAAGGUAGCGCAGGAGGAAGUGCGCUCAGAGAUCCUGGGUCUGUGGGAGUCCACGUACCCUCCCAUGUUGUCACGUGGUCUUCCUCGCAGACGUCACAUUGUGGUCUUCGUGCUGCUGCGCACAUUGCUGCCGAACCUGCAGCUACAGGAGUCCUUGCGUCCGUCUCCUGCUGAAGUCGACGCCUGCGUUUGGGUGGACGCCGACCUGGCUCGUCUCAUCACGUCCUCCAUGGAUGGGGAGGACCGCCCGAGUCUGCGCGGUCACCUGCCCGGCAGCAUCAGAGUGAUCCGAGUCUCUUCCGACGGCUCCCUGAGUGACUCAACGCUGCCCGGGGCUGUUUUCCUCAACCGGGUGCCGGUCAGCGGCCCGGAUGAGGAGCGGGUCAGCACCGGGACCAAGUUCGCACUGGACCUGUGGCUCCGGAGUCUGGAGGGAUCGGACCAGGCAGCACGAUAAGAGACGACGGUGUCACUGUGGUGUGCUGUUCUUAGACUCACACAAGGUUUUGGGUCGAUGGUGGGUGCAGCAGCGCAGCUGACCUGAAGGGCCCAACCAGUUUCACUCUCUCCUGCAGUUCCCACCUGCUGCCUCCAGUGAGCUGAUGGAGACUGUCUUGUUUAGACCAACUGCCAACCUCUGACUUCCUCAAUGGACACCUGACCCCCCUCAACUGCAGAUCAGUUGUCCUCACAACCUCAGUCUGGGUUACCCUUGAAAUAAAUGAACU
Synchiropus splendidus (mandarinfish) is the source of this 1434-nucleotide messenger RNA. RefSeq names its product nudix (nucleoside diphosphate linked moiety X)-type motif 17 (gene nudt17). Bases 264 to 1163 code for a protein of 299 amino acids. Gene Ontology annotation, cellular component: cytosol. Gene Ontology annotation, molecular function: NADH pyrophosphatase activity. The transcript is spliced from 9 exons. The record is from RefSeq and is a predicted model, not a curated record. NCBI's taxonomy places the organism in Eukaryota, Metazoa, Chordata, Actinopteri, Syngnathiformes, Callionymidae. Gene Ontology annotation, biological process: NADP+ catabolic process; NAD+ catabolic process.